Messenger RNA from Pyrgilauda ruficollis (rufous-necked snowfinch), 1969 nucleotides. It is a transcript of the gene SLC6A19, whose product is annotated as solute carrier family 6 member 19. NCBI's taxonomy places the organism in Eukaryota, Metazoa, Chordata, Aves, Passeriformes, Passeridae. The transcript has 12 exons. The record is from RefSeq and is a predicted model, not a curated record. Bases 31 to 1938 code for a protein of 635 amino acids. Gene Ontology annotation, cellular component: plasma membrane. Gene Ontology annotation, biological process: sodium ion transmembrane transport.
GGCAGCAUUUUCAGGCAGGAAAUUUAAAACAUGGUAAAGCUGAAGCUGCCCAAUCCUGGCCUGGAGGACAGGAUACCUUCCCAUGCUGAACUUGAGGUCCUUGAGAAAGAAGAGGCAGACUCCAGACCAAAAUGGGACAACAAGGCACAGUAUAUGCUGACGUGUGUAGGGUUUUGUGUGGGCUUAGGAAAUGUCUGGAGGUUCCCGUAUCUCUGUCAGAGCCAUGGAGGAGGGGCCUUCAUGAUCCCUUUCCUGAUUUUGCUAGUCCUGGAGGGCAUCCCCCUGCUUCAUCUUGAGUUUGCCAUUGGUCAAAGGCUGAGGAAAGGCAGUGUGGGUGUAUGGAGUUCUAUCCACCCUACCCUGAAAGGGGUUGGCAUAGCAUCAAUGUUUGUGUCUUUCCUGGUGGGCUUAUAUUAUAAUACUAUUAUUGCCUGGGUGAUGUGGUAUUUCUUCAACUCCUUCCAAGAACCCCUGCCAUGGAAUAACUGUCCUCUCAAUGACAACAGAACAGAUUAUGUAGAAGAAUGUUCCAAGAGCUCUCCUGUAGAUUACUUCUGGUACAGAGAGACACUGAACAUCUCCACCUCCAUUGACGAUUCUGGCAGUAUCCAGUGGUGGCUAUUGCUGUGUUUAACCUGUGCAUGGGGUGUGCUGUACGUGUGCACAAUCAGAGGCAUUGAAACAACAGGAAAGGCUGUGUAUGUGACAUCAACUCUCCCGUACUUGGUGCUUACCAUUUUCCUGAUCCGCGGCUUGACGCUGAAAGGAUCAACCAACGGAAUUGUGUAUCUCUUUACCCCUAAUGUUAGUGAGCUGGCGAACCCAGUGACGUGGCUGGAUGCAGGAGCUCAGGUGUUUUACUCCUUCUCCCUGGCUUUUGGAGGCCUCAUUUCAUUCUCCAGUUACAACUCUGUUCACAACAACUGUGAGAAAGAUGCUUUGAUCGUUUCAGUGAUCAAUGGUUUCACAUCCAUCUAUGCCGCCACCGUCAUAUACUCCAUCAUUGGAUUCAGAGCCACAGCAAGAUAUGAUGACUGCUUUGACAAAAAUAUUCUUACUCUGAUGAAUGCAUUCGAUUUGCCAGAAGGUAACGUAACCCAGGAUAACUUUGAACAAAUGCAGCAGCUGUGCAACAGGACUGAUCCAGUAACUUUUGCAACCCUCAAGUUUGAAACCUGUGAUCUGGAAACUUUCCUGAAUGAUGGAGCUGAAGGAACUGGCCUAGCCUUUAUUGUCUUCACUGAAGCUAUCACCAAAAUGCCCGUCUCACCUUUGUGGUCCAUUCUCUUCUUCAUCAUGCUCUUCUGCUUGGGUUUGUCAUCUAUGUUUGGAAAUAUGGAAGGGGUGCUUGUACCUUUACAAGAUCUCAAGAUUAUACCCCCCAGAGUGCCUAAAGAACUUAUAACUGGUCUCAUUUGUUUGGUGUGUUAUUUGAUAGCUUUCAUUUUUGUGCUGAAUUCUGGUAAUUACUGGCUGAGUCUAUUUGAUGGUUAUGCUGGCUCUAUUCCCCUGCUGAUAAUUGCAUUUUGUGAGAUGUUUUCAGUCGUCUACAUUUAUGGAAUAGACAGGUUUAACAAGGAUAUUGAGUUCAUGAUUGGACACAAGCCCAACAUUUUCUGGCAGGUUACCUGGAGACUCAUCAGUCCCCUCAUUAUGUUAGUUAUCUUUAUCUUUUAUUUUGUGGUGAAAGUCAACCAAGAACUGCUCUACAGUGUUUGGGACCCUAGCUAUGAGGAGUUCCCCAAAACAGAGAAGACUGAAUAUCCCUCCUGGGUGUAUGCUAUUAUUGUAAUCCUCGCUGGAGUGCCCAGUUUGACCAUCCCUACCUUUGCCAUCUACAAAGCCAUCAGGAACCGCUGUCAGAAAAAAAAUGAUCAUGCUGGCCUUAUUGCUACAUCUGAGACUUCCAUUAAUGGGAACUUAAAGUAUUCAUCAUAAAACCAUUUUUUUUCAAAUGUGGAAGGAUGCC